UGGAGGCUGUGGUGAGUGAGGCUAUAAGACACUGCCUUCAAACCACAGCCAUAGAUAGAUUUUUAGAGUGAGAAACAGAGUUUAGAGAGACAGAGCUAUUAUGGAGAAAGCUCUGGUGAAAGUUGGAAGCAUAAAAGCCGGAAGCUUUUGGCUUUCCAAGAAGGCCAAGGAAGAGUUCACCAACAUCACUGAAGAUCUCUCUACUUUCUCAAACACUGUUGAAGAGAAGGCGAAAUGGGUUUUCAACAAGCUAAAAGGGAAGCCACUGAAAACAUUGCCAGAUCUCCUUCGAGAGUACAACUUACCACCAGGCCUCUUUCCCCAGAACAUUACAUGUUACGAAUUUGAUGACACAAAGGCCAAACUGGUUGUUUACUUGCCCUCUACCUGCGAGGUCAGCUUCAAGGACUCCUCCGUCAUAAGGUAUGCCACUCGGGUAAAAUGCAUUCUGUUGCGUGGUAAGCUCACCAGCAUAGAAGGAAUGAAGACAAAGGUCUUGGUAUGGGUUAAGGUCACAAAUGUGGCAGUUGAAGGAUACAAGUCCGAUAAGGUGUGGUUCACUGCUGGUGUGAAGAAAUCAAGGCCUAAGGUUGCUUAUGACACACCCCUUAAUGCUGUAAGAGUUGAUGAAUUUUGAUAUUAGACUAUUAGAUUAGAUAUCUGAUUCAGUUGGUGAAUAAUUCUAGUGAACAAUUUUAAAAAAGUUGGCUACAUCAAUUGUUCUUUUAUAUUUGGACAAGAUAAAAAACGACUGUGUUGUGAGUUGUGACUUCCAUCAUUUGCCAAAGUGAAUGGGACAUUACAUUUGUUUUGCAUCUCA
Cornus florida is the source of this 820-nucleotide messenger RNA. RefSeq lists its product as uncharacterized. Bases 101 to 637 code for a protein of 178 amino acids. The record is from RefSeq and is a predicted model, not a curated record. NCBI's taxonomy places the organism in Eukaryota, Viridiplantae, Streptophyta, Magnoliopsida, Cornales, Cornaceae. The transcript is spliced from 3 exons.